AAAUAUUUUAGUUUAUAGAAACAGUAAUAAAAUAAUAAUCAGAAAUAAAUUUGUAGGUACGACAGGAUCAUAUCAAACACUCAAAGAGAACAACAUGUCAGUCUAUACAGAAUAUGUGACUUUAUGCAACCAGGCGGAUAUACAGGAAAAUGAGAUGAAGGUGUUCGAUUUCAAUGAAGACACAAAAGUAUUAUUAAUAAAACAAAAUGGUGAACUUUCGGCAGUUGGUAAUAAAUGUUCGCAUUACGGAGCACCAUUGCAUACUGGCGUAUUGGGCCAAGGACAUGUACGUUGCCCUUGGCAUGGUGCUUGUUUUAAUAUAAAAACGGGAGAUAUUGAAGAUUUUCCCGGCUUGGAUUCGUUACCUUGCUUUAACGUUCAAGUGGAGACAACUGGGGAAGUAAAAGUUAGAGCUAAAAAGGUGGACCUAACAGAAAGCAAACGGCUUAAAAAUAUGGCUUCGUAUUGUCCUGAAACUAAUUUAACUUAUGUUGUUGUUGGCGGUGGCCCGGCUGGUGCUGUUUGUGCAGAAACAUUACGUCAGGAAGGCUUCACUGGUCGUGUAAUUAUGAUUUGCCGGGAGAACGCUUUACCAUAUGAUCGCAUUAAAGUUUCUAAAUCAAUGAAUAUUGAACUCGGAAAAAUUGAGUAUCGUAAUUCAUCGUUUUACAAUGAACAUAGCAUAGAAACCAUGGUCGGCGUUGAGGCUACUAAAUUGGAUAUUGAAUGUAAGACCGUUUUAUGUUCCAAUGGAAAAUUAAUACAAUACGAUAAAAUAUUUAUCGCAACUGGCUGUUGCCCAAUAAAACCACCAAUCAAAGGUGCCGAUUUAAAUAAUGUAGUAACUGUUCGAGAUCAUUCGGAUGCCGAUUUUAUAAAUAAUUUUGUUGAUGCUGAAAAAAAUGUCGUGUGUCUUGGUAGCAGCUUUAUUGCAUUGGAAAGUGCAGCAUAUCUUGCUAAAAAAGUGAAAAGCGUUACUGUCAUUGCUCGCGAUGAGGUGCCACUAUUGGCUAGUUUUGGUAAAGAAAUCGGUCAGCGAAUACUUGAUCUUUUCACUGAAAAUGGUGUGAAAAUAAUAACGAACAGCGGAAUAACUGAAAUCUUCGGUAGCGAUGAUAAUAAAGUGAAGGAAGUGAUCUUAAAAGAUGGAUCGAAAUUACCAUGUGACCUUCUUAUUAUGGGUACUGGCUCAAAGUUUUACACAGAUUUUCUUAAAGAGUCUGGUGUUGAACUUAACGCCAACGGGACAAUAAAUACGGAUAUGUAUCUAAUGACUAAUGUUCCAUCUGUGUUCGCAGGUGGAGAUAUUGCUAACGCACCCGUUUUUUCAAAUGGAAACCAAAGAACCCACAUCGGUCACAUACAACUUGCACAGUAUCACGGACGUAUUGCUGCCAUUAACAUGGUCGGCCAAACCCAAAUAAAGCUUAAGAGCAUUCCAUUUUUUUUCACCAUGAUAUUUGGAAAAGGCCUUCGUUAUGCUGGAUAUGGAAAAUAUUCGGAUGUGCUUAUCGAAGGUGACUUGCCAAAUUUUAAAUUUGUUGCAUAUUACUUGAAUUCGAAUAAUAAAGUCAUAGCGGUUGCUUCUUGUGGACGUGAUCCAAUUGUUGCACAAUUUGCCGAAUUGCAAGCUCAGGAUAAAUGCUUACAUCGAUCUGAUAUUGAAGGAAAGGAAGACCCGACUGCAUGGACCAAAAAUAUGAAUGCAGAUGCGCCAUGCAAGUUACCCGCCAUGAAUUAUUGAACUCUAAUAUGAAAUUGUUAUUUUAUUUAUAUUCAAACUUGUUAAUUUAUUUUGUAUUAUUAAAUUUUAAGUAUUUGUACAGUGAA
Messenger RNA from Teleopsis dalmanni, 1830 nucleotides. RefSeq names its product apoptosis-inducing factor 3-like. NCBI's taxonomy places the organism in Eukaryota, Metazoa, Arthropoda, Insecta, Diptera, Diopsidae. The coding region runs from base 95 to 1744 and encodes 549 amino acids. Gene Ontology annotation, molecular function: 2 iron, 2 sulfur cluster binding; flavin adenine dinucleotide binding; oxidoreductase activity, acting on NAD(P)H. Gene Ontology annotation, cellular component: cytoplasm. The record is from RefSeq and is a predicted model, not a curated record. The transcript has 2 exons.